Carlito syrichta (Philippine tarsier) is the source of this 1586-nucleotide messenger RNA. It is a transcript of the gene UCP2, whose product is annotated as uncoupling protein 2. NCBI's taxonomy places the organism in Eukaryota, Metazoa, Chordata, Mammalia, Primates, Tarsiidae. Bases 332 to 1261 code for a protein of 309 amino acids. The transcript has 8 exons. Gene Ontology annotation, cellular component: mitochondrial membrane. Gene Ontology annotation, molecular function: oxidative phosphorylation uncoupler activity. The record is from RefSeq and is a predicted model, not a curated record. Gene Ontology annotation, biological process: mitochondrial transmembrane transport; response to cold; mitochondrial transport.
CUUCGCCCGUUUGUGCCUCCCGACGCGCCCUUCGCCCGCCGACAGAGCCGCGCGCACUCUCGUGUUCUCCUGCGGCCCGGACACAUAGUAUGAUCAUUAGGUGUUUCGUCUCCCAGCCAUUUUCUAUGGAAAACCAAGGGGAUCGGGCCAUGAUAGCCACUGGCAGCUUUGAAGAAUGGGAUGCCUUUAAAGAAGCUUGAUCUUGAAGGCCUCAGUGUGAGACCUUACAAAGCCGGAUUCCGGCAGAGUUCCUCUAUCUCGUCUUGUUGCUGUUUGAAGGUGCCCCUUCUCCAGUUUUUCUCCAUCUCUUUGGAGGUAGCAGGAAAGCAUCAUGGUGGGGUUCAAGGCCACAGAUGUGCCCCCUACUGCAGCGGUGAAGUUCCUGGGGGCUGGCACAGCCGCCUGCAUUGCAGAUCUCAUCACCUUUCCCCUCGAUACCGCUAAAGUCCGGCUGCAGAUCCAAGGAGAAAGGCAAGGGUCAGUGCACACUAUGGCCAGUGCCCAGUACCGCGGCGUGCUGGGCACCAUCCUGACCAUGGUGCGCACUGAGGGCCCCCGAAGUCUCUACAACGGACUGGUUGCCGGCCUGCAGCGCCAGAUGAGCUUCGCCUCUGUCCGCAUCGGCCUCUAUGACUCUGUCAAGCAGUUCUACACCAAGGGCUCUGAGCAUGCCAGCAUCGGGAGCCGCCUCCUAGCAGGCAGCACCACAGGUGCCCUGGCUGUGGCUGUGGCCCAGCCCACAGAUGUGGUGAAGGUCCGGUUUCAAGCUCAGGCCCGGGCUGUAGGUGGUCGGAGAUACCAAAGCACUGUCGAUGCCUACAAGACCAUCGCCCGAGAGGAAGGGUUCCGGGGACUCUGGAAGGGGACCUCUCCCAAUAUUGCUCGUAAUGCCAUUGUCAACUGUGCUGAGCUGGUGACCUAUGACCUCAUCAAGGACACCCUCCUGAAAGCCAACCUCAUGACGGAUGACCUCCCUUGCCACUUCACUUCUGCCUUCGGGGCGGGCUUCUGCACCACCGUCAUCGCCUCCCCUGUCGAUGUGGUCAAGACGAGAUAUAUGAACUCUGCCCUGGGCCAGUACAGCAGCGCUGGCCACUGUGCCAUUACCAUGCUCCAGAAGGAGGGGCCCCAGGCCUUCUACAAAGGGUUCAUGCCCUCCUUUCUCCGCUUGGGUUCCUGGAACGUGGUGAUGUUCGUCACCUAUGAGCAGCUGAAACGGGCCCUCAUGGCUGCCUGUACUUCCCAAGAGGCUCCCUUUUGAGUCUCUCCUGCUGCUGACCUGAUCACCUCUGGCCGUGGCUGUAGCUCCGGCCGGGCCCUCCAUCCCUUUUUCUCCCUCCCCUUCCCUCUUUCCCCCUUUUCCUUCUGUUCCUUUUCCACCACCUCCCUUCUCCCCACAUUAUCACCCCCUUCCCUACAUUAUCUCCCCAUUGUCUCAGUGCUGGUGGAGUUGACAUUUGACAGUGUGGGAGGCGUGGUACCAGCCAGGAUCCUCAGCCCUUGAUCCCAUGCAAAGUUCAGCCCGAAUCUUCAUUCUGCCUCCCAGCCCAGCCCACAAUGUCACCCAUAAAGCAAGCUCAACCUUG